Gymnodraco acuticeps is the source of this 4229-nucleotide messenger RNA. RefSeq names its product arrestin domain containing 3a (gene arrdc3a). Lineage: Eukaryota; Metazoa; Chordata; Actinopteri; Perciformes; Bathydraconidae. The coding region runs from base 241 to 1479 and encodes 412 amino acids. Gene Ontology annotation, biological process: protein transport. The record is from RefSeq and is a predicted model, not a curated record. The transcript is spliced from 8 exons. Gene Ontology annotation, cellular component: cytoplasm.
UUUGACUGGAGACCAUCGAGCAGAGAGGAGGAUGAUAGCAGCAUCCCUUUGCUGUUAUUCAGCCAUCACACAUCUCAAUGACCUGCCCGCACAUAAACCACUGAUCGUGCCUUUUGCUUUUGGCAAGGCAGAGAUACUGAUCAGUGUCUAAAAGACUGCAUCCCUUUUUUAUAUGAAAUUAUUUUUUCAUAUACUCCUUUUUUUUUAUUUCAAGGUCUCUGUAGCCUGACUCUUUCCACCAUGGUGCUAGGAAAGGUAAAGAGCUUCAGAGUAAGCUACGACUGUCUGAAUGACAGCAACGUCCCCGUGUUCUCCAGCGGGGACUGCGUCUCAGGGAGGGUGAUCAUCGAAGUCACCGGAGAAAUCCGAGUCAAAUCCCUCAAAAUCCACGCCAAAGGAUUUGCCAAAGUUCGUUGGACUGAAUCUAGAAAUGCUGGAUCCAACACUGCCUACACGCAAAACUACACAGAAGAAGUGGAAUAUCUAAAUCACAAAGAUAUCUUAAUUGGGCAUGAGAGAGACGAUGACAACUCGGAGGAAGGACUCACCACUAUCCUUUCAGGAAGACAUGAGUAUGCAUUCAGCUUCGAGCUUCCACAGACACCUCUGGCUACCUCUUUCGAAGGGAAGCAUGGCAGUGUGCGCUAUUGGGUAAAAGCAGAACUCCACAGGCCAUGGCUCCUGCCCAUGAAGACCAAGAAGGAAUUCACAGUCUUUGAGCACAUUGACAUCAACACUCCAUUAUUGCUGUCACCACAGGCCGGCACGAAAGACAAGACUCUUUGCUGUUGGUUCUGCACCUCAGGUCCUAUUUCCCUAAGUGCCAAAAUUGAAAGGAAGGGAUACACCCCAGGAGAGUCGAUCCAGAUCUUUGCAGAGAUUGAGAACUGCUCCUCCCGCAUGGUGGUGCCAAAGGCAGCCAUUUACCAGUCCCAGACCUUCUAUGCCAAAGGGAAGAUGAAGGAGGUGAAGCAGCUGGUGGCUAACCUGCGGGGAGAGUCUCUGUCCUCGGGCAAAACGGAGACCUGGAACGGCAAAAUGCUGAAGAUCCCACCUGUGUCCCCCUCCAUCCUGGACUGCAGCAUCAUCAGAGUGGAGUACUCCCUCAUGGUGUACGUUGACAUCCCCGGGGCGAUUAACCUGUCCCUGAACCUGCCCCUGGUCAUCGGCACCAUCCCGCUCCACCCCUUUGGCUCCCGGACCUCCAGCGUCAGUAGCCAGUGCAGCAUGAGCUGGCUGGGCAUGGGUUUGCCCGAGAGGCCUGAAGCUCCUCCAAGCUAUGCAGAGAUUGUGACAGAAGAGCAGAGGCAGAGCAGUCUGGACGUCCCUGCGGCCCGCGAGGAUCUGAACGGACCGCUCUUCGCCUACAUUCACGAGUUCCGCUUCCAGCCUCCUCCUCUGUACUCUGAGAUCGAUCCUAACCCAGAGCACGCCAGACGCACAGAGGAGCGCAGACUGGACGCCUGUCCGUCACGCUGAAGGGUUCUUCUGAAAUUCCCCUGAGCGACUCGGGGAUCUCUAAGAAAGAAACCUGCUUGCAAGGCUCAGCUUUGUUUAUUUUUCUCCAACAACAACGUUCACACAACGCUGUUGACGUCGGAGAAAAACAAAGUGUCCCACCAACAGACAAAGACUUGGACACAUAUCCACAGUCGAGUUGGACAAAUCUGUUCCUGCCUCUCCUCAGCGAGAGAAACGGGAGCCACUAGUUUGGGGCAUCGCCUCCUUCCUGUCAGCCUGCUGAGGGGGGGAUGUAUACAGAGGAACACAUAUUCAGCCUGUAUGAUUCAAACCCCACCGGUAGCGAGAGCCCCGCUGAUAGUAUUGACGAUGAAGAAUCGGCGAGGCUCGGCCUGCUAAAGUUCCUCUUUAACCUUUUGAUUCUUCUGUACUCAUGGCACAUAAGGACAUGGCUCCUCACACAAAAGGCAGGACUCAUCAUGUCCCGACUUCAGCAGAAUCACCUAAAGAAAACAGGACGAAGAGAGCAACGUAACGACGUUCUAACCACCGUAUGAAUGAGAGCACUCGGCGGCAGCAGUCAAUAACAGAGCAAAGACUAACUCCUCCUGCCUCAAUUUUGGAUUUUUGUUUUGCACAUUUUAUUCUUGAGUUGUGUGGCUCUGUUUAAUGAAAAAAAAAAAAUCACUAAUAGUUUGGUUCCAGCCUUGUAACGCGCCAGACUACGAAUAUAAGCCUUCAAGGCUUACCUUUUUCCUCUGCAUCACUUCGAGCAACGCUGACAACAGGAUUUGACAAGGACAAGAACAAUGCACUGAAUUUGUAGAAGAUAUUUCUUUUUCUCCUUAUGACAUUUCCUCUUCGUAUGACUCAUAAUGACUAGACUUUUUUUGACAACGUCAGCUCACUAUUUUCCAUCUGGAGGCUCUUUAAGAUGUUGCCUCCUCAGCUUGGAUCCACGUGUGGCUUCCCUCCUCUUUUACUUUACUUCUGUUAGCUUGUAUUUAGCCCCCAAUCCUAGAAAAGCUUCUUUUUGUAUUGAGGUUGCUCUGAAUUUGGACUACGAGGAUUGCAGACCUGCAUUUGCCACUCAAAUUGUAGCUGAAGAGAAAAGUGUGUGUCUGUGUCUGUCUGUGUGUGUGUGUGUGUGUGUGUGUGUGUGUGUGUGUGUGUGUGUGUUUGAGCGUGGAUUGUGGAGGGACUCGCCUCACCCUUAUUACCUGCAGCCCCUCUACUCCUAAUCUCAGGGCUAACCAGGCUUGCAUAACUGCCCAACAAGCACUGUCUCAGGUGGUCGUCUUCACUUGCCAAACGUUUGGUGGGGGAAAAAAAGAGAAAGAUGUUUUAGCUUUUUAAAUGCACUGUUAAAAAUAAUGAAUAAUUUUCCAAAAACGAGAGAUUAGACCCGCAGUGAAGCAAGCUUUCUGAGAUGUAUCACAUUCCCUUUGUUUGUCCCACUGCACUUGCCCAAUUCAUCCAACCAGACCAGUGAAGCCAGAAUGCUAACUAUAAAAAACAACGAGUGACCCUGCUUCUGUGUUAAAGAAGCAAAACCCAGCACAGAUUAAAAAAAAAAAAAAGAUGGCGACGUUGCCAAACCUUUGUUCAGUUCGGUCAGAACAAGUAGUAGUAGUAGUAGUAGGUUGACAUGAGUAAUACAUUGGUUUCUCACUCAUUCAACACAAAAGACCAGCUGCAGCAGAGGUUUGGCAUAGUCAGGAAAAGAAGGAAAGCAGCACUCUUUUAAUAAAUACAUAUUAAAAUAAUAAUUAAAAAGCAUUCAAUGGUGAAGGUCUGGAGAAAUUGGUAGUUAGGAGUUAUUCAGUAAAGCAGUGCUGAGUAGGACGUUAAUUAAAUGUUUUGUUAAGAUUAGCAACUUUAAAAUGGUGACAGGUGUGUGUGUGUGUGUGUGUGUGUACGCUCUUACAGAGAUCCAGCUGGCAACUAACUAAACGGCUUCAGAGAGUAAUCGACAAACUGCAGAUUAUUAAAGUGAUCUUAUCUUAGUGGCCUUGACACAGAAAAAGACCUGAUCAUUGUUCAGCGUCUACGUUAACUCUUGUUUGUUCACACCUGUAUGUCUUUAGACCUUUCCAUGUUUCAAGGACAAAAAGGGAAGAGGAUAUAAAAAAAAAAGUCCUUUUUUUGAAGCAAGAUCCUGGACAGGCUCUGAAGAUGAUUUCAUGUAUUUCUGGGCAUUAAUAUAGUUUGCUUCCUAGUUUAACAAGCAACCUUCCUGAGUUAGUCUCCCUGACCUCUCUGAUCCCGGGCGGGGGGGUGGCAGCUGUUGAUCAGCAACCCUUCCCCCGUAUCAUUUAAACAUUUAGCUAACCUGGGAUAGCAGACAGAACUUCUUCCACACUUUUUUUUGUUUGGGUUUUAUCUUAGGGAAACUGGAUCAAGCUACAUGCUAAUGAAUAAGCUUAUGUAUAUGUUUCAGGUUGGCCGAUUCCAUAGUCCAUGUGCUCGGGCCGCAGAGUAAUCCAGUGUCAAAACUAAGCUAAACUCCUGACCUGAUAAAGGCAGGAACUGAAAUGUUCACAGAUAAAAAAACAACCUGGGAGACAGGAUCUGAGACAUUUCAGAAACAAAGUGCAAUAUCACUCACUGACUUUUCCUCAUUCUCCAUUUGUAUGUAUUGUUUUUUUGAUCUCUUUCAAACAUGACGAUGUAUAGAUAUUCUAUGAAUAUGCUAUGUUCUGAAUGGUUUAACCUUUUGUCUAGUUCUUCCUUUUGAUUUGAAUAAACAUUUUUGUUCUAAAUUACAA